ACGCUCAUCUGCACUCUAUGAAUCAUACUAUCAGCACUGCACUACAGAGGAUGCUUGAAUUAACCGUUUAAUGUGGUUUUCGAUGAAUUUACCCAAAUAACCUGUGUAAAGUUUAAUUGCAUGGUUUUCUAAAUACGAUCAGAUUAUUUUGCUGAUUUACAGAGACGUGAAAUCCUUUUACUGUAACCGUGUUGUGUUGUCAUUUUCUCGAGACCGCUUGUUCUUAUCGAUUAGUAAAGGUGACAUGCUGUUAUUACAUCUUUAAAUGCCUAGCAUCAUAAUACAUAAAAUGCAGAAGGUCUGACACGACAUGAUCAACGAAGGGAUUAACGUAAAUCCUCAUCCUUUUACGUAAAGAUCCAUGAACGGCGCUGAACUCAGCUUGGACCUGGAAUUGAAAUCAUUUUAAAAAUGAUGAUUUUAAAAUACAGUGGUGUAAUAUUACAGCAUGUCAUUCGAAGUACAUUAACUAUCGUGUAUGUGCACAAUUUAGAAGUAUAUCAAUAAUAAAGAAAUAUAAGGGUGAUUCUUAGACUAUGGGCACUUUUAUGUUCUUUGGUCAUAUUUUUAAAAAUACAUAUCAUUUUGCACAAAUUCCUCUUUCUUUGUCAAACUAACAAUAAAACCACCUUAAAAACUUUUUACUACCUUUCUAUUAUGAUUUUUUCAUACUUUUCAACCUCCUUAGGUGUCAAAAUCACUGUUUUCUCCUUGUCGUACACACAGACUUUUAAACUUCAACAAUGAAAAUACAGUUUAAAAAUAUGAUUUAUCUGGUAACUAUUAAUGUACCCGAAUUAAGCACUAGUAAAAUAAUUAAAAUACAUUAUAGUAUUUAAUGUGAGACCACUAUCAGUAUUACUUUUUAUACAAAAUAUAGCUGUCGCACAGUAUUGGUGUCAUUUCCACCACAACACUGUAAUGUCUCUUUAAAAAGUUUGUGUGAAAGAUUGUUUAGGUGGUUUCUAUGGAAAUGUUCAGUGACAUCAGAGCACAUGUUGGACAUGGAAGGAAUUAAAAUUUUCAUGAACAACAUAUGAAGAAAAAUCAAGUUCCUGGUAUGCAAGAGAAAGCUGGAGAGUAAGAAGGAGGCACUGCUGAUCUUAUCAAAAGAACUGGACACCUGCCAGCAGGAAAGGGAUCAGUUUAAACUGAUGGCAAACCAGCUCCGUGAACGCCACCAAGGGCUCAAGAAAAAGUACAGAGAGCUUAUAGACGGCGACCCUUCUCUGCCUCCUGAAAAAAGAAACCAAGUCAAUUUGGCCCAGUUACUGAGAGACUCACGAGAAAAGAACAAACAGCUGAGCGAGGACAUGAAAGAACUGAAGCAACGUUUAGCGGAGGUGCAGGGUGAUAACAAGCUGCUGAGGAUGACCAUCGCAAAGCAGCGUCUAGGGGACGAAGAGGUGGGGACUCGUCACUUUCCAGCCCAUGAGAGAGAAGAUCUCGUUCAGCAGUUAGAAAGAGCUCGAGAACAGAAUGAAGCACUGGAACAAAGCUUAAAGGCAGCCACGGAUGAAUUACAGGACGUGAGAGCAGAGCGUAAUGUCUAUCAGGAGAAAGCUCACAGACUAAACAUGGAAAUUAACCACAUCUUGGGAAGCCAUGAGAAUCGCAUCCUGGAUAUAGAUGCUCUGUGUAUGGAGAACAGAUAUCUGCAUGAGCGGCUGAUGCAACUUCAGGAGGAGGUCAGCCUCCUCAAAUCAAACGUCAUGAAGUACAAGAGUGCUUUGGAAAGCAAGAAGAACUGUAAAGUCUAUGGCAAGUCCAACAGCAGUGCUCUGACAGGAGUCCUCUCUGCUAAACAAGUACAAGAGCUGUUGCUGUCAGAGGAGAAUGGCUGCAGUCUCCCGGUCACUUCACAGUCCAUCAGUGACCUGAAGUCGCUGGCCACUGCUCUGCUGGAGACCAUCCAUGAGAAGAACAUGGUCAUUCAGCAUCAACGGCAAACCAACAAGAUCCUGGGUAACCGGGUUGCAGAACUUGAAAGAAAGUUGAAAACAUUAGAGGUGUCUGGAUUGUGGAGUCUGCCAGGCAUCACCUACAAUGUGUCUCUCGGACUAGGGAGAAGGAAAGCCGUAAUUGUCCUCAGUGACUCUCAGCAUGUCCAGUCCACCACAGAACAGUCAGUCCAUCUGACACCUGAGUCAAUGGCAGGAGAUGAGGAGAUUGUUACUGGAGAAGAGGUGACAGAAGACACUGGACUCAGCUCAGAUGAGUGUCAAGCCGUGGCAGUCGAGUUGAACCAAGAGAGUGGUUAUUUCAACCGCACGUAUUCAGUCUCACAAACUCCACAAUUCAGUAAUCCAGCAGAAAGAAUCCAGCCUGUAGAGAGCACACAGUGUAAAGCCCUUGCUUGUUGUGACUCUGAGAGGGGAUCAGAACAACAUAAUGAAGAUCUCACGAGCCGUGGAUGUCAGUCUUUGAACACAGAAGCAUCUUUGAAAGGUUCGGAAGAAGAGGCUGAUGUGGAGAAUGAACUUCCUGUUGUUCAUUCUGAGGAGGAUUUUGAUAGUCAAGGUGCAUUAGAGGACAGUCGGCCUGUGGCUUCAGAGACCUUUAGCAGUUCUGGAUCUGAGUCAUAUACAGAGCGAUCGGUCGAAGAAGAAUCAGAGAAUGCUUCCCUAAACACAAGUUCUCCUGCUCAAACCUCAUCGCGCCAGGAAUGAACCUUCAUGAUGUUAAAAACUGUGAGAGAAAUUCAUAAAAACAACCUCCAUUCAUUUAAAGUCCCAUCAGUUUAAAUAAGAGUUCUGAUUCAGAACUCUAUGAAAAAGACUUUGGCAAAAGAAUAAAAACAAGAACAUUUGAAUGUCCAAAUGAGACCUGUUCAUUAUUCCAAUUAAGCUCAAAGCAAACUAAAAAGUUCACCAUUAGGCAAGCUGAAUAUUAAAAUCAACAAUGUUAAGGUUCAAUACCUGACGACAGUCAGUGUAUUUCUGGAGGUUUUUAAUAAGCUGAGAUGAUCAAGAAUCUCAAAUGAAUCCGUAGAUGUGACGCCACUAUGAUGACACUAAACCAGCAAGUUUAUUUUUUCCUAACAUUAUUAUGAAGUCAUUUUGACUAAUUUAAAUACCUUUGUAAUUACAUCUGGUGUAUUUUGUGGAUAAAACAUGACAAUUUAGAUUUUUUUUUUCCAUUGAGUAAAACAUAACAUGCGAUUCCUGUUCCACGUGCAAAAGCUAAAGGAUCUUUUUUCUUAGUUCUUUUCUUACAACACUGAAUGUCACAAUUUCAGCCAUUAUAUUUGUCUUAUUUAUCAUAUUAUUUGUGAUCUUGAUGAUUGUAAUCGUGUUUGAUCUGUAAAGGUUGGUGUAAAAUCAUUCUCUGUAGAUCACCUAAUAUUACACUGUAAUAUAGUGUACAAUUAAAAUGGGAACAAUCAUCAGCUUGAAAGCUUAAAUUAUAUUUAAUUAUGCACAAAAGCUCUGCAUCGCAGUACACCAGCCAUUUAGUUUGACCCUCUGCUGCUAUAUUAUUGAAUUAUUACUGCAUCAGUUUAUUUGGUUUACGUUGACUUGACCUGUUGGGUGCACCAAAAAAUAUUUGUAAUGAUGGAAGGAUUAUCUUGUUGUGUAUGUCCUCAAGUCAUUGAAAUAAAAAGUAACAUUCG
Molecule: messenger RNA, 3613 nt
Organism: Onychostoma macrolepis
Lineage: Eukaryota; Metazoa; Chordata; Actinopteri; Cypriniformes; Cyprinidae
Gene: ccdc149b
Product: coiled-coil domain containing 149b
Exons: 13
Coding region: 1155-2669 (504 amino acids)
Source: RefSeq, a predicted model, not a curated record